AUGCAGUCUAUCCACCUCAGCAGCUCUGCCACGUCAACUUUGAAUUACCGGCUUACAGAUGGGCCCUACCACCACAGCUGCUCUGCCACAUCAUCCUCUCGGCACAAGCAGACGAGGAGACGGACUGAUGUUGUUGCCGAUGUGAUCUCCACAACAUGUUUUCCUGUGAUCUUCCUAUUGCUCAACGUGGUGUGCCUCCUCCGCAGGACGUCAGCGCCGGUUGCCAAACUGCGGCCCUUGGGCGGAGAGGAAGGGGUCUGCGUCAACAUAGAUGUCGUCCGCCUCUUGGGAACACCGUGGAGGAAGAAUGUUGUCAGCCGCCGCCCACCAUGCCCUCCUAGAUGCACCAUUGGAGAUCAGGAAGGACGCCUUCAAUAUUCAAGUGGCAGUAGGCUGCUAUAUAGGAUUUGGGGUGACUUGUGUUUAUAUAUGUUCAAUUCUUGCAUUCAGACUAUGGUUCUGCGAGGCACAAGUAGCAGCGUCGAAUAUGAAGAGGGUCAUAACCAUCUCACUCACUCUCAACCUGCGCUAAAAAAUUAUUGGUAUAUGCACUUCAUGUCGACAAUUGUGAUACCAUAUGUCCUGGAUGGCAAGCUUAUUCUCAGAUUUGGUCAGAGUCCUGCUGCAAGUGUCGAGCGAUUUUCCGCUGAUGGCAAGGAUCUAAGAUGAUUCGGUGGUUUUGCUUCUCCCAUCAAUAGACAAGUAUCCGACAAGACAAUUUCCUGCUGCGGGUAGCUCAAACGGGGCUGCUGGCACCCUGUACACGCAUAAAACAGUCAUGCGUGCCUUCGCUGUUCAAUCAUUUGGCUAAUUACAUUUUGUUUCAUCCUUUCUUUAGCUUUUAAAUUCAAGCCACUAAAUUUAUAAUUUCUUUACAGUAUAAGCAUGGAUGAGUUCAUUGGCUGUGUUCACUUUGUUUGUCCUACAGACAGGAGCAUAAGUGGUUUUAAGCAUGCUACCGGUUGCCUGGCACUUGGUGAGGGUUGAAGGACCUAUGUGAUAUUAUUCUGUCAUGUAACCUCUAUUUAGGCUGCUACUCAAUUGAUUAUUACUCCCUCUGUCUCAGAAUAUAAGAACGUUUUUGACACUAUACUAAUGUUAAAAACAUUCUUAUAUUUUGGAAUGGAAGGAGUAUAAAAUGUUCCGCAGCAACGCACGGACAAUUAUCUAGUUAUAUAUAUUUGUCUAACCCGAGACCAACCGCCACUCCUCUUGUCUCCUCCUACCUCGAGUUCUUCCCUGAUCCAAAUCCUCCCUCAAAUUUCCAACCGAACCAACCACUCGAGGCCUCCCCUCGAUCCGCCCGGCCAACCAGAGCUACUCUCGAUCCAACUCCAUCCACCUCACCUGCUGCCUCCUCCCGCAAGCCUCCUACCACUUCUCAGGUCUUUUCCUCUCGCUGGUUCACAGGGACGAGCGUGAUGGAGAGCCAAGCUCCCGAUCCAGGUCCGCCCGCCCGCAUGCUCGAGGACGCCCGGGGCCGUGCCUCCUCUUCCCUCCUCUGUUCGUUCCCGAGUGGAUCGUGAGCACCAGCGCCUCCCCGCGGCCUUGCGCGUACACGCCGCCGGCGACAACAGCUGCAGCGUCGUCCCGCUCCUCUGCUUCGACAGCCAGGCGCUCGAGGCCACGCGUUCCUCCCCUCGCGCAACACCUCGUCGCCGUCCAGAGACUCCUCGCGCCGUCGCCGUCCGGCAAGUAACCGGACUAGGACCCCUCGCCCGCCGGCCACCUCUCCGACCAGCAGCUCCCGCUGAUGCCAUGGCUCCUGGACCUCAAGUCUCUCGCCCGUGCCAAGUUCCUUGCUCGCGCGCCAAGUUCCUGGUCGCCUCCGCCUGGAUCCGCUCCUCCUCGCCUUGUCCUCGUCGCCGGGAGCCCCGCCAUGGCCGCCCCACCAUCUCCAGCGUCGCGCCCAAGUCCCACGUCGCCGGCAGCCGUUCCCACCGUCCGUCGCCCCGAACCUGCUGCUGCUGUCUUUGUUCUUCAGUGACGAGAAGGAUCACCUCGGGUACCACCACCCCCGCCUCGGAUCCCAAAGAUGCGGUGAUGGGAGCCGGCCUGGUUCAAAUCUCUAACCAGGCUGAUGUGACCAACGCUGUGGUCGAGGAGCAGGAGCCAAUCCAGUGCAAUCCGCAGUUGCCGGAGGGCCCGAGCGCAGUAUUGGCAGGUUCGGAUGUGGACAAGAGGGAGGUGGGCCUUAGCAGUACGAGGGGACGGGCCAUCGACCCUCCACUGCUGGGACCGGAUUUCGAGACGGUGCGGAGCCAGGAACCAACUCAAGUGGUGAGCAUGCUACCGCGUGUCGACAAGAGUGUGCUGCUUGCUGCCGCCACGGAUAAGGACAAGGCCGCAGAAAGGGACCCAUUGGUGCAUGCCCCUUCUGCAUGCAUCGGAGCGCAUUCAUGCAUGAUGGGGCAGGACGCGAUCAGCUAACCACCCCUGCUUGGCAAUGAUUGCCAGCAUGCAUCUGCUGGAGGCGCAGACCCACCUGCUAGCUCCUCGGGAUGCGAGGAGAUGGCUUCACUCCCAUUGGCGCGUGCCCAUGCAUGCCUGGAGGUGCGGGAUGUUGGGGAUCGUUGCAGAAAUUAAAAAAUUUCUACGCA
Aegilops tauschii subsp. strangulata is the source of this 2600-nucleotide messenger RNA. Lineage: Eukaryota; Viridiplantae; Streptophyta; Magnoliopsida; Poales; Poaceae. The record is from RefSeq and is a predicted model, not a curated record.